AUGUCUUCCACAAACAGAGAAGACGCAUGUCCUGUCGACCACAAAACCCGCGACGCAUGGCUCUCUCAAGCCCGCGCAGCCGAAGCCGCCAAAUCGCAAGCCUCCGCCCAUUGUCCCGCGGACCGCACGCCGCAGACGCAAUCGAAAUCAUGGAUGCAAACAAUAGCUUCCUACAUCCGCUGGCCGUCGCCUUCAACCGCGCCGGCCGCCCCCGACGCCAAACCUCGCCGCGAGCUUCACACUGACCGCGCCGUCUCGACCAUUCCCCGAUCGGCCCCCGGGCCGGAAGCAUGUCCCGUGGAGCACGGCGCGUCCGCCAACGCGGCCAACGCAGAGACCGAGUCCGGCGUCGACGCCUCGGGAAACUGGGUCUAUCCCUCCGAGAAGAUGUUCUUCGACGCCAUGAGGCGCAAGGGCUACGAUGCGAGAGCGGCAGACAUGAAGACCGUGGUGCCCAUUCACAAUGCCGUCAACGAACGCGCCUGGCAGCAGAUCAAGGAGUGGGAGGCCCCGUACCUGUCGAGGUCAGGUUGCGGCGGGCCCAAGCUCGCGUCCUUCGCCAACAAAAGCGACCGCUUGACCCCGACGGCCCGUCUCAACACCAUCCUCGGCUAUACCGCCCCCUUUGACCGUCACGACUGGGUCAUUGACCGGUGCGGCACCAGCGUCGAGUACGUGAUUGACUUUUAUGCCGGGCGGCCGGGCGGCGACAAGGCCGGGCCGAGCUUCUAUCUCGACGUGCGGCCCAAGCUGAAUACCUGGGAGGGGGUCAAGAUGCGGGCCAUGCGGUGGACGGGUUUGGCAUGA
This is a messenger RNA of Metarhizium album ARSEF 1941, 807 nucleotides long. Its product is annotated as cytochrome C1 heme lyase. Bases 1 to 807 code for a protein of 268 amino acids. The record is from RefSeq and is a predicted model, not a curated record. Lineage: Eukaryota; Fungi; Ascomycota; Sordariomycetes; Hypocreales; Clavicipitaceae. Gene Ontology annotation, biological process: cytochrome c-heme linkage. Gene Ontology annotation, cellular component: mitochondrion. The transcript is spliced from 2 exons. Gene Ontology annotation, molecular function: holocytochrome-c synthase activity.